Messenger RNA from Sphenostylis stenocarpa, 885 nucleotides. Lineage: Eukaryota; Viridiplantae; Streptophyta; Magnoliopsida; Fabales; Fabaceae. The record is from the annotation of a GenBank genome assembly.
AUGUACAAACGGUCUAAUAAAGAACAUGAAGCAGGUAAUAAGAAGAUUAGAAACUGUGACGCGGCAGAAAGCAGUUUUCAAAGAAUGAGUGUUGUUGAUGAGGAUCCGUCAGGGACUUCAUCAUUUCAAUUAGGAAAUUUGAGUCGGUGCUCAUUGGUUUGUAAACCAGCUGCUGUUAAGACAGCCAACAGAUUCAUCAUGCUUCAUAAAGUAACUCAGUCCUGGCCUUCCCCUGCCUUGUCUUUUGUGGAGACAAUGCCUCAAGAUGCACAAAGUUCUCACGUUACAGCUUUUAAUUCAGGUGAUGGGUCCUCAAAAUCAGAUAAUGAGUCAACCUCGUCUAAGAGCAUAAGGGAUGUUCACAUUUCAAUGCGGUUAAUGGAGGACUUUCUAGAUCUUGCUAAAGAAAAUACAGAAAAGGAUAUGGAAACUUGUGGUAUACUUGGUGCCUAUCUUGAGAAGGGAACCCUCUACAUGACUACUCUGAUCAUACCAAAGCAGGAAUCCGCUUCCAAUUCUUGUCAAGCUACGAAUGAGGAGGAAGUGUUCAAAAUCCUAAAUGAAAGAUCACUUUAUCCUGUGGGAUGGAUCCAUACACAUCCUUCUCAAAGUUGUUUCAUGUCAUCUGUGGAUCUGCACACUCAAUAUUCCUACCAGAUGAUGAUUCCUGAGGCAUUUGCCAUUGUCUUGGCACCAACUGAUAACUUAAGGAGCUGCGGAUUAUUUCGCCUGACUGAACCUGAAGGAAUGAAUAUUCUGAAAAAUUGUCAGGAGACAGGAUUUCAUCCACACAAAGAACCAGAUAAUGGCAACCCUGUGUAUGAGCACUGCUCGAAUGUGUAUAGAAACACUAAUCUAAGGUUUGAAAUCUUUGAUUUACGCUAA